AUGGGCGGAAUCAGUCUUGAAGAGAUAAAAAAUGAAACCGUUGAUCUGGAAAAAGUUCCCAUCGAGGAAGUGUUCGAGCAGCUGAAAUGUAACCGGGAGGGGUUAAGUCCCGAGGAAGGAGCCAACAGGCUUCAAAUUUUCGGGCCAAACAAAUUGGAGGAGAAAAAAGAAAGCAAGAUACUCAAGUUUCUUGGAUUUAUGUGGAAUCCACUCUCCUGGGUGAUGGAAGCUGCAGCUAUAAUGGCAAUUGCACUGGCUAAUGGAGGUGGAAAGCCCCCGGAUUGGCAAGACUUUGUUGGUAUUGUUUGCUUGCUUGUUAUCAACUCGACUAUCAGUUUCAUUGAAGAGAACAAUGCCGGAAAUGCUGCUGCAGCACUUAUGGCUGGUCUUGCUCCUAAAACAAAGGUCCUUAGAGGCGGUCGCUGGAGCGAAGAGGAAGCUGCCAUUUUGGUUCCUGGAGACAUUAUAAGCAUAAAACUGGGAGAUAUCGUUCCUGCUGAUGCUCGUCUUCUUGAAGGUGAUCCGUUGAAGAUUGAUCAAUCUGCCCUCACAGGAGAGUCACUUCCUGUAACCAAGAAUCCUCAUGAUGAAGUCUUUUCUGGGUCGACAUGCAAACAAGGUGAAAUCGAAGCUGUUGUUAUUGCCACCGGUGUUCAUACUUUCUUUGGGAAGGCAGCACAUCUUGUAGAUAGCACCAACCAGGUCGGGCACUUCCAAAAAGUGCUCACGGCAAUCGGUAACUUUUGUAUUUGUUCCAUUGCUGUUGGAAUGGUGGUCGAGAUAAUUGUCAUGUACCCGAUUCAGAACAGGAAGUACAGGCAGGGGAUUGAUAAUCUCCUUGUCCUCUUAAUUGGAGGAAUUCCCAUUGCUAUGCCGACCGUCUUGUCUGUCACGAUGGCUAUCGGGUCCCACAGGCUAUCGCAGCAGGGCGCCAUUACCAAGAGAAUGACGGCAAUUGAAGAGAUGGCCGGUAUGGACGUCCUGUGCAGUGACAAGACAGGCACUUUGACACUCAAUAAGUUGACUGUCGAUAAAAGCUUGAUCGAGGUAUUUGCAAAGGGAGUCGAUGCCGAUUAUGUGUUGCUCACUGCUGCUAGGGCUUCUCGAACUGAAAAUCAAGAUGCGAUCGAUGCAGCCAUUGUUGGUACCCUAGCUGAUCCGAAGGAGGCACGGGCUGGUAUCAGGGAGGUCCAUUUUUUCCCCUUCAAUCCUGUGGACAAGAGGACUGCUUUGACAUUCAUUGAUUCCGAAGGAAAUUGGCAUCGGGCUAGCAAGGGAGCUCCUGAACAGAUUUUAACGCUCUGCAACUGCAAGGAAGAUUUGAAGAAAAAGGUUCAUGCAACAAUUGAUAAAUUUGCUGAGCGCGGGCUCCGGUCAUUGGCUGUUGCAAGACAGGAAGUUCCAGAGCAAUCAAAAGAUGCCCCUGGUGGUCCAUGGCAAUUUGUUGGCUUGUUAUCCCUGUUUGAUCCUCCUAGACAUGACAGUGCUGAGACCAUCCGCAGGGCUCUCAAUCUUGGCGUAAAUGUUAAAAUGAUUACUGGUGAUCAACUUGCCAUUGCUAAGGAGACGGGGCGUAGACUUGGAAUGGGAACAAAUAUGUAUCCAUCUGCUUCUUUACUUGGGCAACACAAGGAUGAGUCUAUAGCCGGCCUUCCCAUUGAAGAGUUGAUUGAGAAGGCAGAUGGUUUUGCCGGAGUUUUUCCAGAGCACAAAUAUGAGAUAGUGAAGAAGUUGCAGGAGAGGAAACACAUUGUUGGAAUGACUGGAGAUGGAGUAAACGAUGCCCCUGCUUUAAAGAAGGCUGAUAUUGGAAUUGCCGUUGCUGAUGCUACCGAUGCCGCAAGAAGUGCUUCUGACAUUGUUCUCACUGAACCGGGAUUGAGUGUUAUUAUCAGUGCAGUGUUGACCAGUCGAGCUAUUUUCCAAAGAAUGAAAAAUUAUACAAUAUAUGCUGUCUCGAUCACUAUCCGUAUUGUGUUCGGUUUUAUGUUCAUUGCUUUGAUUUGGAAGUUUGAUUUCUCUCCAUUCAUGGUUCUGAUCAUUGCCAUCCUCAAUGAUGGAACAAUCAUGACAAUCUCAAAGGAUAGAGUUAAGGCAUCUCCAUUGCCCGAUAGCUGGAAGUUGAAAGAGAUUUUUGCCACUGGAAUAGUACUCGGAGGUUACCUAGCGUUGAUGACAGUUAUAUUCUUCUGGAUCAUGAAGGACACUGACUUCUUCUCCGUAAGUACUAGCAAUAUUUCUUCUAUUCUUUCUUUUCCAUCUCUUAAUAAUUCUCCAUUUGAAACAAGCAUUGCAACUGUGCCUUCAUGUAAUAAUUUUCUUUGCUAUCAAAUGCAGGACAAAUUUGGUGUAAGGUCCAUUAGAAAUAGCGAAGACGAAAUGAUGGCUGCUCUAUACCUGCAAGUUAGUAUUGUUAGUCAAGCUCUAAUUUUCGUGACCAGAUCACGCAGUUGGUCAUUUAUCGAACGCCCUGGACUGCUGUUAUUGACUGCUUUCUUGAUUGCACAACUGGUUGCAACUUUAAUAGCUGUAUACGCCGAUUGGGGUUUUGCUAGAAUUAAAGGAUGUGGUUGGGGAUGGGCCGGAGUAAUCUGGCUUUACAGCGUGGUUUUCUACGUUCCUCUCGACAUCAUGAAGUUUGCCAUCCGAUACAUCUUAAGUGGGAAAGCAUGGCUGAACUUGUACGAAAACAAGACUGCGUUCACCACGAAGAAGGAUUAUGGAAAAGAAGAGAGAGAAGCUCAGUGGGCUCUUGCUCAGAGGACCUUACACGGCCUCCAAACAAAGGAGAAUACUAAUCUGUUCCCCGAGAAGAGUAGCUACAGAGAACUGUCUGAAAUCGCAGAACAGGCGAAGAGGCGAGCUGAGAUUGCAAGGCUUCGGGAGCUGAACACGCUCAAGGGUCAUGUCGAGUCAGUCGUGAAGCUGAAAGGACUUGACAUCGAUACAAUCCAGCAGCACUACACUGUUUGAAGAAUCCGAACAAAUCUCAUGUAAAAGUAACAGGCUGCAAAAUCAAACCAUUAUGAAACUGUCAAGAUAUAGAGGCGGCCAUAGUUCCUGAUAUUUAAAUUUGGUUUGUGUAUUUCAAAAUGUCCACAGAAAGCUCGAUAUGAUCUUUAGAUCUUUUUAAGAGUACCAUGACCUCUCCUGUAACCCAUUUUUUCGACUUAAUCUCUUUUUUCAUGGUUUAAUCCUAUGCUUAAUCUUAUAUUUGGCAUAUUAAGUGUUUGUUA
Molecule: messenger RNA, 3236 nt
Organism: Olea europaea var. sylvestris
Lineage: Eukaryota; Viridiplantae; Streptophyta; Magnoliopsida; Lamiales; Oleaceae
Product: plasma membrane ATPase 4-like
Exons: 15
Coding region: 1-2973 (990 amino acids)
Biological process (GO): regulation of intracellular pH; proton export across plasma membrane
Cellular component (GO): plasma membrane
Molecular function (GO): ATP binding; P-type proton-exporting transporter activity; ATP hydrolysis activity
Source: RefSeq, a predicted model, not a curated record